Cyprinodon variegatus (sheepshead minnow) is the source of this 1482-nucleotide messenger RNA. RefSeq names its product dyslexia susceptibility 1 candidate 1 (gene dnaaf4). The record is from RefSeq and is a predicted model, not a curated record. Gene Ontology annotation, biological process: inner dynein arm assembly; outer dynein arm assembly; cilium movement. Gene Ontology annotation, molecular function: nuclear estrogen receptor binding. Lineage: Eukaryota; Metazoa; Chordata; Actinopteri; Cyprinodontiformes; Cyprinodontidae. The coding region runs from base 68 to 1312 and encodes 414 amino acids. The transcript is spliced from 9 exons.
UUACUCGUUGGGGAUUUUAUAGAAGGGUUAAAUUAGAUAACUCUGUUUUCUCACAGAUUCUGCUGACAUGCCUCUGCACGUGACGGACUUCACGUGGACCCAAACUGAGUCCACGGUCCACAUCAAAGUGCCGCUGAAGGGGGCGAAGGCCGGAAGUGUGGACAUAGUAUCAACAGAGGAAUAUCUGAAGCUCCAUUUCCCUCCCUUCCUCUUUGAGGCCUUCCUCUUCGAACCUGUCGACGAUGACCGAAGCACAGCCAAGGUUGGAAAUGGAGUCGCUGUUUUCACUUUACCAAAAAAGACGGCAAAAAUGUGGGAACAUCUGAUGAUGACCACAGAUGAUAAAGAGACAAAAAGAGGGAUAAGGGAAAGAGCUCUGCUGAAACAGCAGGAGAAACUAUCUGCAGAGUCAAAACAAAAGGCAGAGAAACGGCAAGCAGAGAGGAAAUAUGCUCUAGAGACCAUGAUGAAGCUGGAGACGGAGGAAAAGGAGCGAAUCCAGAAGAUGAAGGAUGCAGAGCGAGAGCAAAUGACAGCAGAGCUGGCAGCGUGGCAGAUGAAGCGGAAACAGGAAGCAGAGAAAGCCCAAAAGAACCAGAACCAUCAGAUCCAACCCAGAGGAAGCACAGACACGGCAGAACAUAGACUGAUGGAGGUCCAGAAGAACAAAGAUGUUCACAGUACCACCAAGAACCAGAAGAUCCAAACCCGGCUACCUCCUCCUAGACCCCGCGGAAACAUUCCAGUCACGUUUACUCCGCGAGUUUUCCCAACAGCUCUCCGAGAGUCACUGGUUUCCGAGGAGGAAGAGUGGCUGAAGAAACAAGCUGAAGCGAGGCGAGCAGUCAACGCCGAGCCGGAGGAGCUCCAGGACCUGACAGAGGAGGAGAGGAACCCUGAUUGGCUGAAGCAAAAGGGCGACAAAUGUUUUACAAACGGGGACUAUGUGGGAGCGGUGAAAGCCUACAGUCUGGGGAUCCGACUCAACGGGAGCAUUCCUGCGCUGUACUCAAACAGAGCUGCAUGUCACCUGAAGUUAAGGAAUCUGCACAAAGCCAUCGAGGACUCCUCCAAGGCGCUGGAUCUGUUGACCCCCGCAGUCCCUGCCAACGCUGCUGCCAGAGUCCGGGCCAGCGUCCGACGAGGAACCGCCUUCUGCCAGCUGGAGCUCUACGCUGAAGGGCUACAAGACUAUGAAGCGGCGCUGAAGAUCGAUCCUCACAACACGGGUCUGCAGGAAGACGCCCAGAUGAUCCGCAGCAUCAUCCAAGGUUCUGCAGGACAAGUCAAACUCUGGAGCAAUGAGACCUAAAGGAUACGAAGAAAUAGAUAUAUUAGAUUAUUUUUGUUCUGGUGUUUCUCUUUUUAUUUAAGGACUAAAAAGUAAAAGACUCUCAUAGUUGGAAAACUUCAAGAAACAUAUAGUAUUCAGGCAUGUUGGACAAAAUAAUUUCAACUGUUUUUGCAUUUUUCUCAAAUAUU